AUGCACCACCCGUACUACUUUUCCUACGCGCCGCCUCCACCGGUGCUCUACGUCCUCUGCCCCUCGAACACGCCAUCCCCAGUCUGGUCAUUCUCCACGCAGGCCUCCUUGCCAACGCCAGCAGUACUCUCCAAACCGCUUCCGCCUUCCAACAAUCAUCCUAUCAUCAACCAGCAUAUCCGAUCUCCCCCUCCCCCUCCCAAACCUGACGCUCCCAAACCCAAAGUCGACGAUCAAGCUGCGGAACCCAUCCCGCUUCGCCCCCAACCACGCAUCGAUCCUCUCAUCGUGCACUCGCGCCCAGCUGCGGAGUCUUCUCAGGGUUGGGACCUCUACCACGACAUUCGCAAGCUGCGAUUCACCGACGCGCGCAAGGUGCCACCAAAGGUCCUGUCACCGGCAGACUUCGCCGCUCGCCCCGCAGUGCGCGCUGCCCCUCAGGACGGCGGCCAACCCCUCCGCUCGCUCGUCCUCAUCUUCCCGAAGCUGCCGUUUCAGAUCGAGGUCAAGCCGUCGCACUCGCCGCCGAAGGGCGCGCCGCCACCCAAGGCCGACUUCGUGUCUGACUGGGACGUCCUCACUGCAAUUUACGACUACCUGCGGAAGCCCGUCGAUGGGGAGUUGUAUGAUCGCAUGUCGGGCCGACGUCAGGACGCACUGUGUCGUGCGGGGGCUCAGCGGCUGAAGGCCCUUGUGGAGGAUCAGCAGGAACCUGUGCCGCGCCUCUUGAGGAACAUCGACUUGCUCGGCAGGCGGCAUCGCUUCAAUGGCAUUCGUGUCGCCCAGCCGGACGAGGUUCCGAAGGGCCGACAGUUCGGAGAGGUGUUUGUUGUCGAGGUUAGCAGGGGCUGAGUUCUCACGGCCGAUAUUUGGUGGGAAAGAGGGGUGAUAGUGGGGACUCGGGAGGUUGUGGAUGAUUCUCUGAUGGCCCGCUCAGUAAUGGGGACGACAGAGGGGAGUUGGCGAAGUCGUACAGUAUAAUUGUGUAUUAGCAUUUAGAGAUUCAGACAUACCAUCCACGUACG
Messenger RNA from Trametes versicolor FP-101664 SS1, 1025 nucleotides. RefSeq lists its product as uncharacterized. NCBI's taxonomy places the organism in Eukaryota, Fungi, Basidiomycota, Agaricomycetes, Polyporales, Polyporaceae. The coding region runs from base 1 to 852 and encodes 283 amino acids. The transcript has a single exon. The record is from RefSeq and is a predicted model, not a curated record.